AGCUCCUGCACCGGACUAUUACACAGACAAAAAACGUCGAUCAGAAAUUUCCCGUCCGGCUCUCGCUCCUUGUCCAAAGCCGAAGGAGUGUCUUGCAGGCGCUGGAUCUGCAGGUGGCAGUGUUGCCAGCAGAGUGACUGAACUACAGCCAGGCUCCUGUUAUAAGGCAGAGGGCCCAGGCCCAGCCAGCCUAAGCACUGUGCACAUCCUGGGCGUGAACGUGCAGAGUGUGGCCCAGGAGGCUUGCCAUAGCUCUGCUGCAUGCAGAGACCAGCCCAGGAGAGCUUUCAUGCAAUGUGAAGCAAGUGCCCUUUGUCCUGGUCCUUCCCUUGCUGCAGGUUCGGGCUCAGUUCCCAGCCCGCCGAGGAGAGCAGCUCGGCCGGGAACGCGAAUCUUGCAGCUGGAGGCGUCUGUGAAUUGGCUGCAGCCAAGGGAAAACUGCUGCUCACCCUAUUAGCCGCGCCCCGGGAAGCCAUGGCACCAGUGCUGCUAGUGCUUGGGCUGCUCCUGGGCCUCUACACCCUCCUCUAUUACAACUGCAUCAAAGGGGCCAAGUGUAGGGCCCAAACCAGCCUCCGAGGGAAGACCGUGGUAAUCACAGGGGGAAACACUGGGAUUGGGAAGAUGACAGCCCUGGAUCUGGCCCGGAGAAGAGCUCGCGUCAUCCUGGCCUGUCGCAGCAGAGCGAGAGGAGAAGCGGCCGUCUAUGACAUCAGGCGGGAGAGCGGGAACAAUGAGGUUCUCUUCAUGAGUCUGGACCUGGCCAGCCUGGACUCGGUGCGAGCAUUUGCAGAGACUUUCCUGAGAUCUGAGCCUCGCCUCGACAUCCUGAUCAACAACGCAGGGGUUGGAGCAGGUGGCAGGAAGAAAGAUGGCUUUAACCUGGUCUUUCAGGUCAACCACCUUGGUCACUUCCUUCUGACUCACCUCCUCUUAGAGCGGCUGAAGCUCAGUGCACCGAGCCGCGUGGUGAUUGUGGCCUCCAGUGCACAUCGGUUGGGGAAGAUAGACUUUGAGAACCUCCAUAAGCCGGUGGAAGGGAUACUGCAGAACAUCCAGGCUUACUGUACCAGCAAACUGGCCAACAUCUUGUAUGCCCGAGAGCUGGCCAACAAACUGGAGGGAACCGAUGUAACCUGCUAUGCUGUUCACCCAGGUGAGUGUGGGUCCAGCCUUUCUCUAGGGAUGCACCUUCCAAAUCCCACCCAAGUUCCUGGGGGCUAUAGAUCAGAGCCUCGCUACUCAAGAAGGGAAGUUCAAUCCAGUCCUGUUUGAGACCUGCCUCAGGACAUCCAAACUGGCUACUAAGGACAAUAAUCUCUGAUUUAGGUUAAUUUCAGAACUUCCCGAAGAGGGGUACUCAAGCUCCCAGACUCCUGCGGCUCUUCCCUUUCAUACUGAGCCUCCCACCCAGUCAAGGAGGACUGGU
This is a messenger RNA of Terrapene triunguis (Three-toed box turtle), 1429 nucleotides long. It is a transcript of the gene DHRS13, whose product is annotated as dehydrogenase/reductase 13. The record is from RefSeq and is a predicted model, not a curated record. NCBI's taxonomy places the organism in Eukaryota, Metazoa, Chordata, Testudines, Emydidae. The coding region runs from base 475 to 1275 and encodes 266 amino acids. The transcript is spliced from 4 exons.